AUGGCGCGCGGCACUCCCUCGUCGACCCGCUCCACCCCGACCCAGACCCCGCGCGUCUCGCCCUCGCGCUCCCCCUCCACCGCCGCCGCCGCCGCCGACCCACGACCGCCCAUCGCCUCUAGCUCCACCUCGGCACCGAACCCCGCUCUCGCCGCCGCCGCCGCCGCACCAGCGCCGCGCGUGCGCCGCCCACGCUCGCCCGCCCAGCAGCAGCAGCAGCAUCAGCAACCGCAGCCGCACCUCGCCUCGGCGCACGGCGGCCGCCCGGGCGCCCUGCGCGGUGCGCGCGCCAGCGCCCUCGCAGCGGGUACCGGCGCCGAGAGCUACCUCGCGAGCGCGUCGGGUUCGCAGACGGACGGCGCAGACGGCGAGACCGAGUCGACCACGAGCGGCGAGAGCGACGGCGACGAGGCUGUCCUGCGCGCGCGCAUCUUUGGCGAGGGGUUCGGCGGAGGUGACGCCGUGGCGGCGGUGGGCGGGUACGAAGCGGCGGGCUGGGCGCGCAGCGGGAGGGUCGGUGCGGCAGGCGGUCGAGGCGGGUCGACGGCGAGGGCGGCGGGCGCGGCGGCGCCGCUGUACGACGUGCGCAGGCUCGGCGCGCCGUCGCCGCAGUGGGCCGGCGAGCGAGGGCGCGGCGAGCACGUCCUCGUCAAGAAGCGCAGCACGUCGCCAGGAUCCUCACGUGGCGGCGACUACGGUGCUGGCGGCGGCGGCGGUGCAGGAGGAGGAGGAGGAGGCGGCGGCGGCAGCAGUGCGCACCGCGAGCGGUCGUGGGGCUCGGCGCUCCUCGACACGCUCGAGGGCCACCACUCGCACUCGCAGGGCAGCAAGGAGCGUCGCCGGCCCGUGUCGCCGACGCUGAGCGCGCUCCGAGGCGGGCGCGGCUCGUCGGCGCGCAACCGGCCGACCAAGGUCCUGCCCUCGGAGCAGCCACCCGCCGUGCGCGAGCCGUCGCCGCCGCUCACGUUCGACUCGAUCCGGCCAGGGUGGAGCAACCCGUUUGCGCUGUACCACAUCCGCACCUCGCUCGUAUUCGAGGUCGUCAUCCUCGUCGUCGCGCUCGCGUUCGCCGUGUACCGCCUGUACUCGAUGCAGCCGACGGCCGUCUUUCCCUCGAUCCCGGCAGUCCCGCUCGGCGCCCUCGUCGUCUUUACGGUCGCCGUCCCCUUCAUCGCGCUCUUCCGCCGCGAGGGCCACUACUUCAAGGCGCCGUUCACCGACGAGCGCGGGUACCGCGACUCGAAGCAGGCCGACGACGGCGUCGCCGCCGCCCUCGUCCUCCCCGUCCUCCUCGCCGUCGCAGUCUGGUGGGACACGUACGCGACCGCCGACGCGACCGGCCGUGGCGUCGGCCUCGAGGGCAUCCGCUCGCUCGUCGACGUGUGGGAGCACAACGGCAUCCACGCCGCGAGCUCGCCCCGUCUCGCGCUCGCGCUCGGAGGAGGAGGACGAGGAGGGCUCGACCCGUCGGUCCUGUCGGCGCCGCUCGAGCGCGCGAGGGCCCUGUUCCAGGCCCGGUACGAGCUCGUCCUCCUCACGGCGCUCAACGCCGCGUGCCUGUUGCUCCACCUCGCGCUCGCGAGGACCCUGUUCCGCAUCGAGCGCCUCCCCAAGAGCAACACGAAGCGCUUUUUCGGCUUCAUGGCCGUCGCGACGACGCUCAGCGCCGCCGUGUGGGCCGCGUUCGCCCUGUGCGACUACCUCGUCGACGGCGGGCUCCCGAUCCACCCGCUCGAGGCGGCCGUGACGACCCACAUCCAGCAGUCGUCUUUCUACCUCGUGUCGCGCCUCGCCCGUCGCGGCUUCACGCUCGGCGAGCUCAACACGAUGACGGUCGCCGGCAACGCCCUGUGCCUCGAGUUUUGGCGCUUGUCGUGGGCGAGGUGGAACUACAAGCGUGGCUUCCCGUACAUCCCGCCGACUUUCCGAGCGCCGACGCCCGUCAUCGCCUUCCAGUCGGUCCUCAUCCCGGGCGCCUUCAUGUCGGGCUUCCUCCUGUCGCCGCUCCUCGUCGUCUCGCGCCACAUUGCCUCGCGCCCGUCGCACCGCCUCAAGUGGCCCACCGAGCGCGAGCGGCACCGCAAGCUCCUCGCGCUCGGCGUCGCCGUCGGCCUCGCCGCCAUCGUGUGUGUCCCGCUCGGCGGCUGGGCCGGCUGGAUGCUCGGCGCGUCGCCGCCCUCGUUCGCGCGCCGACUCCGUCGCCCCUGGGGCUGGGCACUGCGCUUCUUUGCGUUCGGCGACAGCGACGGCGUCGCCGACUGGCAGCAGCCCGCCGCGCUCCACCCGCCCGGCUGGUCCUUGUUCUCGGCCAAGCGCACGUCGCGCGGCUGGAGGAGGAUCGCCCUCGUCGCCUACUGGGGCACGACCAUCUCGUCGGCCAUCGGCGGGUGGCAGACGCACCUCGUGCGCAAGCGCCGCAUCCGCACGCGCGCGAGCCCGGCGCAGCACCACCACCACCACCACAAGCCGUCGCCCGGGCACUCGCCGACGACGUCGUCGUUUGCCUUGUCCGGGGCCGCAGGCGGUCCGGGCGGCGCAGCGGGCGAGGGCUCGACGGCGGCGGCGGCGGCGGCGCAGGGCGAGGGAGCAGUGCGCUCGACGGGGAGCGCCGCAGCUGCCGCAGCGGGCAAGCGCCUCCUCGGCUUCGGCAUGGACGCGAUGCACGGCGCGGCGCGCAUGAGCGCCGCUGCGGGCGCGAGCGCCGGCGUCUCGAUGCGCCGCUCGCCCGUCGGGCGGAUCGGCGCCGAGAGCGCGCGCGAGGAAAAGGCCGUGCACGCGAGCCUCAACAUGCGGCGCAAGUUCUUUCACGCGCUCGCCGUCCUCAUGUUCGUCCCGGGCAUCGCCGUCGACCCCGCCUUUACGUCGCUCGCCUUCUCGGUCGCCUUCUCGCUCUUCACGUUCGCCGAGUACGCGCGCUACUUUGCCCUGUACCCGAUCGGCGGGCCCCUGCACAUCUUCUUCUCCGAGUUUGUCGACUCGAAGGACGGCGGCCCUGUCAUCCUGAGCCACUUUUACCUCUUGACGGGCUGCGCCGGAGGCCUGUGGCUCGAGGGUCGCGGCAUCAACCGCUACACGGGCGUGCUCGUCCUCGGCGUCGGCGACAGCCUCGCCUCGAUCGUCGGCAAGCUCGUCGGGCGCACGCGCUGGCCGGGCACGACCAAGACGCUCGAGGGCACGGCCGCCUUCAUCUCGUCGGUCGUCCUGUGCGGCUGGCUGCUGCGCCUCGUCGGCGUCGUCGAGCCCUUCUCGCUCCCUCGCUACAUCCUCGGCGUCACGCUCGCCGCCCUCCUCGAGGCAGCGUCGGCGCAGAACGACAACCUCGUCAUCCCGCUGUAUCUGUGGAGCGUCCUGUCGCUCUUGUCUGUGUAGCACGGGGAGGACGACGUGUCGGCGCCUGCCGGUAGCAACAUAGAUCUCGCUUUCCUGAC
This is a messenger RNA of Rhodotorula graminis WP1, 3428 nucleotides long. RefSeq lists its product as uncharacterized. The transcript has 7 exons. Gene Ontology annotation, molecular function: dolichol kinase activity. Bases 1 to 3369 code for a protein of 1122 amino acids. The record is from RefSeq and is a predicted model, not a curated record. Gene Ontology annotation, cellular component: endoplasmic reticulum membrane. Gene Ontology annotation, biological process: dolichyl monophosphate biosynthetic process. Lineage: Eukaryota; Fungi; Basidiomycota; Microbotryomycetes; Sporidiobolales; Sporidiobolaceae.